UCUCUUCGUCCUCACUCCUCGACGUUUCGUCGGGGUCUCUCGCCGUCGCUCUCUCUGCUCUCCACCAUCCUCCUCCCCCUCCCCUCGACCUCUCAUCCUCCUCCUGCUUCCCCGCCCGGUCAACCCAUAAUCCAAGGCAUCCCUGGUAAGCCUCCCGAUGACACAACCCACCUCACCGCUCCUAACCCGCGAGCGGUUCAUCCGAUUCCGCCCCCAGUCCUUGCAUGUCCCCACGGUUCCGUGAAACGUCUCGUCGUGUUUGGUCUCAUCAUAGGGACGUGGCUAAUCGCGAUCCUGCUGUCUCCUUGGAGGUUCCGGACGCAUGUGACCGUGGAAUUCCAUUCCUCGUGCGCGAUUAGGUUGAGACGUCGUGAUCCUCGUGCGCCCGCCGUACAAACCCGUGAUCCUAAUUGUGCUGAUGGAUCGAUUGGAAAUGCAGGACGACUCGAAGAGAUCCAAUAGGCCCAAAUAUUCUAAGUUUACGCAGCAAGAGCUUCCAGCAUGCAAGCCACUGCUAACUCCAGCAAUUGUCAUUUCCGCCUUCUUACUGGUUGGCAUCCUAUUCGUCCCAAUUGGUCUCGCAUCGCUUUCUGCGUCACAAGAGAUUGUGGAGCUGGUAGAUAGAUACGAUACAAGUUGUGUGCCCGUGGCUGACAAAGUUGGGUUCAUUCAGAACACUAAAACGGACAAAUCAUGCACAAGAACUCUAACUAUCCCUAAGCAUAUGAAGAGCCCAAUUCAAAUAUAUUACCAGAUCGGUGACUUCUAUCAAAACCAUCGACGGUAUGUGAAAAGUCGCAGUGAUAAACAAUUGCGAUAUAAAGAUGCUGCACACUUGACAAAAGAUUGUGAGCCUGAAGUUUAUAGUGCUGGCGGUGCCCCAAUCGUUCCAUGUGGCCUCGUUGCUUGGAGUUUGUUCAAUGAUACAUAUACAAUUUCGGUCAACAAGAAAGCUAUUGUAGUGAAUAAAAAGGAUAUAGCCUGGCAGAGUGACAAGAAGAAAAAAUUUGGCAGUGAUGUUUAUCCCAGUAACUUUCAGAACGGAAAUCUUAUAGGUGGCGCUAAGCUAAAUGAGAGCAUACCGCUAAGUGAGCAAGAAGAUCUCAUUGUUUGGAUGAGAACUGCUGCCCUCCCAACUUUCAGAAAGCUUUAUGGAAGAAUUGAGACAGAUAUUAUGGAAAAUGAUGAACUCACAGUGGUUAUACAGAACAACUAUAACACAUACAGUUUUGGAGGGUCAAAAGCACUGGUCCUCUCAACUACAUCUUGGAUUGGAGGCAAAAAUAAUUUCAUUGGUUUCGCAUAUCUGAUUGUUGGUGGUUUUUGCCUUUUCCUUGCACUGGUUUUUGUAGUUCUCUACAUGAUUAAGCCAAGGACUCUUGGAGACACCUCUUUCUUGUCAUGGAAUAGGGGUACCAUGGACUAUCCAAGCUAAUACAUCGAAACAUUCUCUUUAUAAAAAUAGUGGAAGGACCCAUUGCCAAUUGGACUGCACUGCAGAGUCUCAUGCAUUGCUCACCUCAAAGAAUGACACUGCAAACAAAGGUGGAAACGAUGUUACUCCUAUCUGUUACGGAUGCACUACCUGUGUCUGAUAAAGGAAAGUACAAUUCUAGCAUAUGAUACCUCAAACUUGAUUAAUUAUAGAUAAAAGAAGUUCAGCUUGUGUUUCAGAAACGUCAUGCUGAGUACAAUUCUAGCAUAUGAUAACUUACUGCAGCUUGGUAAUUACGAUUUACUAGCUGCACAUUCCCAAAUCUGCAGCAUGUGCGUUCAACGAUGAGGUGUUUGGACGAAGGAGUUUUGCACCUUCUUCCAUUGUUAAGAGCAGUAGAUGGUGAGGAAGUACCUGGAGAGGUCGUGGUGUCGACGGAGAAGCUGGCGAGGGGGAUGACGAACGACUUAAUCCUCCCCGUGCAGUACUUCGUCUUGGAUGCCAUCUUGGACGUGUUCUGCAGUACGGUGAGCAUGAGCACUUCUCAGAAUCCGGUGGAGCAAGCAGGCAAGCUGCAUGCAGCUCCGUCUCCGAACGAGACCUACCUGCAUGAGAAGGUAGCUCUUGCCAUCGCCGGAGUUCUUGAUGACCUUGAAGCUCUGACCGUAGUAUAUCCGGAACAUGGUGGCGUCCUCCACCCUGGACACCGGCCCGGCCACCACAGGCGCCGGCGCGGCCGUGGCCGCUGAAGCGAGCGCCGACCACAGCAGCACCGCGGCCAGCAGGCAGCAUCUACGAACAGCGGCCAUUGCCUUCAAUGCACGGCUCACGAGCUCUUCCCAGCUCGUGAAGAACUGAUGGCCUGGUCCCUGAAGGGAAGGGAAGGGAAGGGGAAGGAGUGAGACGCUGAGUGGUACUCCUCUGCUACGAGAGCCCGUGACAGAGAUGUUGGGAAGCUUUUCUUGUCACGACGCGGAAUUGGUAGGAUUCCUCGUUCCUGUGACUGUGAAUUGGCGGGCAAUGCAUGUGCUGCGUGCUGGUGCAUUGCGGUGCAUGGCUUGCGGCUUUCAGCCUCUACCUUUUGACCUUGCUCGCCACUACCAUUCAUGAACAAUGCAUGGAGUACACCUCAGGUCAACAAGAAGAGAGAGAAAAAACUCAAUGUAAACGCAUGUAUGCUGUUACGGGUAUGCAAUUAUCCUCCCCCACUAACUUAAGAAAUA
Zea mays is the source of this 2658-nucleotide messenger RNA. RefSeq names its product cell division control protein 50. Gene Ontology annotation, cellular component: Golgi apparatus; endoplasmic reticulum; plasma membrane. The coding region runs from base 419 to 1435 and encodes 338 amino acids. Lineage: Eukaryota; Viridiplantae; Streptophyta; Magnoliopsida; Poales; Poaceae. The record is from RefSeq and is a predicted model, not a curated record. The transcript is spliced from 10 exons.